GAGAAUAUCCAUUAUGAGAAUUUCGACUGUACUGGUUGCGCAAACGGUAUCAGCGCUGAAAUUCUUCCUGCUCGAUGUCCCACGACUCGAGCUUUGUAUAUCAGGUAAUCUAUGGCCCCCGUAAUCGGUUGCUGCCAGCGCCUCAAUCGCAGCUGGACGCACGAUUGGACGAGCGGCUCGAUGUUAAUUUGCGCAACGCGCUCGUCGGUAAUGAGCCUUUUGGAUGCCUUGAAUAUCCCUGAAAUAAUCUCUCCCAGUGAACGGCUAUAGCGUGAGUGCGACGCGGUUGACAAGACCAUUUGGGAGUGGCGUGAACGGAACGGUCACCUGCACGAUGAUACUGGGCCAGCGAAAGUACGCGAGGGUACACCGCUUCGGCGUCUCUCAGCGCCUUCUUCACCAAUCUAAUGGCCAAG
Molecule: messenger RNA, 416 nt
Organism: Schizophyllum commune H4-8
Lineage: Eukaryota; Fungi; Basidiomycota; Agaricomycetes; Agaricales; Schizophyllaceae
Exons: 4
Coding region: 75-242 (55 amino acids)
Source: RefSeq, a predicted model, not a curated record